UAAGGAGACGCUUGAAAAGUCAUCUUUUGGAGCCCCUUAUGAGUAUGCUGUGGAAACAGCAAAACAGAAGGCUCUUGAAGUAGCAAACAGAAUGCACGUAAAACACCUGAGAACACCUGAUGUUGUCAUAGGAGCAGACACUAUUGUGACUGUGGAUGAGCAGAUCCUGGAGAAACCAGUUGAUAAGCAAGAUGCAUAUAGGAUGCUGUCAAGGUUGAGUGGGAAAGAGCACAGCGUGUUCACAGGAGUGGCUAUUGUACAUUGCAGCAGUAAAGAUAAUCAGCUAGAGACAGAAGUCACUGAUUUCUAUGAAGAGACUAAAGUAAAAUUUUCUGAACUGUCAGAAGAGCUCUUAUGGGAGUACAUUCAUAGCGGGGAGCCAAUGGACAAGGCUGGUGGAUAUGGAAUCCAGGCCCUUGGUGGAAUGUUAGUUGAAUAUGUCCAUGGAGACUUCUUGAACGUUGUGGGAUUUCCUCUGAAUCACUUUUGCAAAAAGCUAGCAGAAUUGUACUAUCCACCCCCUAAACAUAAUGUACAACACAAAAAGCAUGACUCUAUCCCUUCUGUGGACACUUUUGAGAACCUAAGUGAUGGAGAAAGUGAAUCUUCAAAUUUCACAGAGCACAAAGGUGCUAGCAAGUUGGACAGCAGUGGGAUGUGUUCCUCAGGAACUAUUUACAAUUCUGAAACCAAUUCUAGUGUCAGAGCUGGUUUUAUGGUACCUUUGGAAAAUCAGAAUGGAGUGUCAGAAAGUGCAGCAAAACUUCCAUCUAAAAUUCUAGAGCUGAUGGAUGGUUUUAGAGCUUCAAAGGCUCUGUUUGUAGCAUCUAAGAUGAAGAUAUUCGAUCAUCUGAAAGAUAAAGGUCCGCUGAAAGCUGUGGAUAUUGCAAAUGAGGUUGGAACCUCUGUGUGUGGAACAGAAAGACUCCUUGAUGCAUGUGCUGCUCUUGGAUUACUGGAGAAAACACCACAAGGUUACAGUAAUACAGAUUCAGCAAAUACAUACCUGACUUUAGAUGGUGAAUACUCACUUCAUGGCUACAUUAUCCACUCUAAUGACCACCUUUGGCCUCUCUUCACAAACUUGGAGUCUGCUGUCAAAGAAGGCAGCAGGCAGAACCAUCGAGCCUUUGGAAAGAAAGCAGAGGAUUUAUUUAAGGACUAUUAUUGCAGCCAGGAGGUGAAGCAACGUUUUAUGGCUGCCAUGCACAGCAUUGCCCACCUGACAGCAAGAGACGUGGCUACAGCAUUUGAUCUUUCACAGUUUAAAUCUGCUUGUGAUUUAGGAGGCUGCACUGGAGCUCUGGCUCAUGAACUAGUACAAAUAUACCCAAAUCUCAAGGUCACAGUAUUUGACCUUCCAGAAGUCAUUGCGAACACCUCUUACUUUCAGCCUUCUGGACAACACACAGCUCCUGUGACAUUUGUAGCGGGUAAAUGUGACUUCUUCAAGGAUAAUCUUCCAGAAGCAGAUCUUUACAUUCUUUCACGUGUUCUUCAUGACUGGCCUGAUGAGAAGAUAAAUGUGCUGUUAAGCAAGAUAUCAUCUGUUUGCAAACCAGGAAGUGCGUUGCUAGUGGCAGAAAUUGUGCUUGACGAACAGAAGACACACCCUCCUAGAGCUGUACUGCAGUCCCUCAGUAUGACUGAAGGCAAGCAGAGAAGUGGCUCAGAAUAUAAACAGCUACUGGAGAAAUACGGCUUCACAAAC
This is a messenger RNA of Balearica regulorum gibbericeps (East African grey crowned-crane), 1711 nucleotides long. The record is from RefSeq and is a predicted model, not a curated record. NCBI's taxonomy places the organism in Eukaryota, Metazoa, Chordata, Aves, Gruiformes, Gruidae.